Xenopus tropicalis (tropical clawed frog) is the source of this 2174-nucleotide messenger RNA. It is a transcript of the gene lhfpl2, whose product is annotated as LHFPL tetraspan subfamily member 2. Gene Ontology annotation, cellular component: membrane. The transcript is spliced from 5 exons. The coding region runs from base 655 to 1332 and encodes 225 amino acids. The record is from RefSeq and is a predicted model, not a curated record. NCBI's taxonomy places the organism in Eukaryota, Metazoa, Chordata, Amphibia, Anura, Pipidae.
GUGGGCGGGGCCACGGUGCUCCCUUGCAUGCCCAGGCUGCUGCUCGCUACACGUUCUGUGAGGGUCGGGGGGAGGGAGCGCUGAGGGCAGGAGGGACCGGGCUGCUCCAGCCACAUAACGGGAAUUAAUGGAGCUCCUGUAGGUACGGCUCUGGGGAACUUGCACAGCUUGGCGCAAAGCCACUGCCCAGCGGGAAUGUGAAGCUUUAUCACUGAGAAAGUGCAUCCUAGUGUGGGAGCAGUAAGAAUCAUUGUGACACUUCGAAAACAUUGUUAAUCCAAAACGUCAAUGGAUCUUUAUGUAUACAAAACAGAACAAAGUGGUGCCCAGGAUCUCUGACACGUCUUCCCUUUAUGCUGCAUAAAGACUGCUGUUGGGAUGUGACAGGUCUGUGAUGUCAGCCAUGUGGGCAGCGCCUGGGAACUCCCUGACUCCCUGUAGCAUCAUGUUUCAGUAUGAGUGUUAGGACAGAGGUACAGAGCGGGCUGAGACGAGCAGAGCUGAUUCCUCCACUGCAAAUCACCCUCUGGAUCCCAGAAACUAUUUCUUCCCGCUGAACGUACCAGGAGAUUGGGUUCCCUCUCAAACAGCCCAUCUGGUUCCACUUUAUACCUCAGCUUCCCCCCAGUUUGGCAGCGCUUAGUGGCAUUCACCAUGUGUCAUGUCAUUGUAACCUGCCGCUCCAUGCUAUGGACAAUCCUUAGUAUUGUGGUGGCCUUCGGAGAGCUGAUUGCAUUCAUGAGCGCGGAUUGGUUGAUUGGCAAAGCCAAAAGCACAGACAGUGACAGUAGGACUGGUGGCCAGCAGGAACCUUACCGGCCAACCCUGGGCAUCUACGGACGCUGCAUCAAAAUGCCUCAAGUGCCAUAUUUUAGGAAGGACACCCUGUGCGGUCCCUAUGCGGAGCAUUUCAAUGAGAUUGCCAGUGGGUUCUGGCAGGCGACUGCCAUCUUUUUAGCAGUGGGAAUCUCCAUCCUGUGCAUUGUGGCGUUUGUGUCUGUCUUUACUAUGUGCGUGCAAAGUGUGAUGAAGAAAAGCAUUUUUAAUGUGUGUGGCCUGCUACAAGGCAUUGCAGGCCUCUUCCUUAUUCUCGGCCUAAUUCUGUACCCUGCUGGUUGGGGAUCACAGAAGGUGGUUGGUUAUUGUGGACAUUAUGCCGCAGCCUACAAGCUGGGAGAGUGCUCCCUGGGCUGGGCCUUCUACACAGCUAUUGGGGGCACCGUGCUGACCUUCAUCUGCGCAGUCUUCUCGGCACAGGCCGAAAUCGCCACUUCCAGCGAUAAAGUGCAGGAGGAAAUCGAGGAGGGCAAAAACCUCAUUUGUCUUCUCUAACCGCCGAGGACCUGUCAACCUCCCUGUAAGCCAAUCAAAGACUGAGUAAAGGGAUCGACUGUGUUUACAUGGCUGCGGCCUUGCUUUGAAAGAGGACCACUGAGCCUUGUCAAGGCGGCCUAUUCUCAUUCAUGGAAUGAACGUUGGAGCUGGCAGGCUGCUGGGCUGUCAGUGAGUGGGAGUGAGUAUCACCAUGCACAAGGCAUGGACUGCCUGAGGACUAUAGGCUCCUGCUGCUCUCCACCUUCCCAGAGUCACUUUAUAUCCCUCCUGUGGGGCGCUAAAGAAAGCGAAGCAGACUCCAUUUAUAUUCCAUUUAUAUGGACAUUCCCAGACUCUUGAUACAUUCGCCACUGCUCCCACAAAGCCCUUGCAGUCCGGCUUUUUGUUUGCUGUUUGGGGGCCCGAUUAGAACCGUACCACUAGACCUAAAGGGAAAUGUUUGUAAACUGGAAAUACGGGGAUCUUUUAUUUGUUUUUAGUUUUUUUUUUUUUUUUUUUUUAACAACUUGUAUUUUGGAUUUUAUAGAUAUGGUGAGAACCACUUCCGUACUGGUGUUACACAUAACCACAAUGGGUAAGCACAAUGGAGGUUUAGGUGACAUUCUCCUUACAGGAAUGGUGAUGCCUAAAGUGCUUUCAACCUGAAAGAUGCCACAAAAAUACAUGAUGUUUUUGCUAUUUUUUGGACUUAUGAAGAAUUUGAUAUGGGCAGUGAUUUGUGAGGAUAAGCUGUUAGGUGCAGUCAUUUAUUGUCAGUAAUACUAUUCCUUUACAUGCUGUGUGCCACAUUGCUCUGGGUAUAAUAGACCUUCAUUUGUAGGAAACUAACAUGGUGUCUG